AUGAAGUCCCAUAGUCAAUCAAGCAGCCCGGAUUGGCAAGGAAUCGUGGUCGUUCUCACGAUUUUCAUCGGCUUGGCCAUCUGGCCAGCAUGUGUCCUGCUUUUGACGGUGGUGCUGGGUGCUGUGACCCGACUUCGUGUCGACUACCGCCCCACAUCGAUCCGUCUCCCGGAUGAAGAGGGCGGCGAUGGGACAGCGACGACGCACGCGACGACCGUCUUCGGCAUGAUUGCGGCUGCGAAGCGCUCGCAGGGCUGGGUUGGCGUCUUCAGCGGUAUGGCGGCCCCCACAUCCCCGCUGACCUGGGCAGGCUUGAUCUCGGCCGCGUUGACCUCCUUUGCUGGGUACUUCAUCUGGCACUACACCAGUGUAGCGCUGGAAAAGUUGGACAAGAGGCAUGUUUCGACGCUCGACUCGCGCUCUACCGUCGCGGCGAUCAUCACGUCCGUCAUCCUCAUCCCCGCGGGCGUCAUCAUGACGCGGGAGAUGUUGACCCCGUUCCCCGGGACGUCGGAGUACCCGCGCGCUCUGAGCGCCACGGCUCUGCUGAGCUCCGCCGAGCGCGCGAACCCCUUCCGCCUGUGGAGCUGGGGGACGGUCGUGACGGUCGCCGUGCGGUCGAUCCUCUACGUUGUCGUCAUUCCUCUCAUCAAGCAUGCUCUGCUUGGCAAGUGGCCUAUGAUAGGCGUCAACAAGCCCAUGUGGACCGUGUUCUGGGGUAUCGCGUUCGCGUUCACCGUCGUCCUCACGCCGCUCGACGUGCUCUUUGCUCGCCUCGGCGCACAGCGGUUCAAUCCGGCAGGAGCGUACCACGAUGAGGUGUCCGACGACGCUCAUAUGCCAGACUGGGCGGUCGUCAUCCGGUCUCCGCCGUACUCUGGCCUCGCGGACGCCGUGUCGUCCAUCGUCAAGGAGGAAGGGUGGACGGCGCUGUAUCGCGGCUGGGUGUGGACUGGGCUGUUUGCCAUGAUUGUUCCGACCGUCCUGUCGUUGUAG
Vanrija pseudolonga is the source of this 996-nucleotide messenger RNA. RefSeq lists its product as uncharacterized. NCBI's taxonomy places the organism in Eukaryota, Fungi, Basidiomycota, Tremellomycetes, Trichosporonales, Trichosporonaceae. The transcript has 2 exons. The coding region runs from base 1 to 996 and encodes 331 amino acids. The record is from RefSeq and is a predicted model, not a curated record.